UGAAUUCGCUUUGAUAUGCUCGAAAGCUUCUACUUGCUACAGUCCCGUAAAAGGUUUUAAUUGCAGGACAACCCCUAAAUACCAGAAUCAAUUGAAGUGAAGAAAAGGGAAAAAUUUGUAAAGGAGAAUAACAAAAUAAGUUAAAGAUAAGAACCAAAAUAAGUGUGAAAUAUGAAAAUAUUCUAAUAAAUAAAUAGCCAUUUGCUAUCGGUUAUCAAAAUGAUUAAAUUGGUACGUGAUAAAGCUGCGUUAACUAAAAUAAUUUUAGGUGCAGAACAUACUAAGACGCUCGAUAAUAUUUUCCAAGCAGCCAAUAAACAUCCGAAUUCACGUGUUUCGAAACUAAUACACACUGUUGAGGCGGAACGUUCUCAAAAAAAUAUAGUUCUUCUGCUUAUGGAGUUAGCAGAGCACGCAGAGUAUGCUACUGAUUUUGGCAUAUCAUUAAAAUACUAUUUAGAUUUAUUUGAGCAAUUGGGUAUAGGACGAGAAAUUGUAUUAAAUGAAGCCGGCUUGUUGCUAUUGAACUCUUCAAAAAUAUAUUCAAGGCGAGUCGAUUUUGUACAGGAUUUAGUGGAGCGCCAAAUACUGACCUUGAACAAUGCGGACAAGGAAAUAGAGGAAGACAAUGCUAAAAAUCAAACAAAGGACCCAACAGAAAAACCGAAACGCACUCGUAAACGCCUAGUAGCGGCAGUAGAGGACCCUUACGAAGUAGAGUUAAUACCAAGGAAAUUUCGGAAACUAACUGAAGAAAAGCGAUUUAUGCGUGGAUAUCCGCAAGAUAAUCCUAAAGUAAUGUCAUCUAAGUUCUAUCGAAUCGAAUCGGAGCAAUAUAUACACCCGGCGGCAUGGACGCAUGCAAGUAUUGUUGAUCUCGAAAAUGAGGAAGACAUUGAUUCCAAACGAAACUACAAGCUGUUCACAUAUCAUGUGGAGCAUAGGUAUAAUACCUUGGUGGCAGACAUUAAUUUUCGGUUACAUUUUAAAGUAAAAGACUAUAUUGAUGAGGAAGAAGAACGGCUGGCAGAAAUAGAAGAGCGCAAUAACAGUUCGGUUAGCGAUUUUACAGAGUGGCCGCCACUUUCGGAGGAGUAUGUUGAAAAAUAUUUAGAUUUAGAGAAUAGAGCUUUGGCCAUAGGAGAAGCCUUAAAGAAUCGUAAAAGAGCAGGACCAGCGGAAAAUUACAAAGGGGUCACAAGGUUACCCAGAGAAUCUAGCUUUGAAAGCAAGCACAAUUCGACCAAAUGCGUAAACGAAACUAAUACUGAUUCCAUGCAACAUGAAUCGGGUGUUGGUGAUAGCAUUAGUUUGAAUGAUACCUCGAGUAUUCAUAUUAGUUCAACGGCAAACAGAUCUGAAAUACUUGAAAGUAGUGAAAAAGAGGCUACAAUAACCAGUGAUGAGGACAUGAGUACAACAAAUGUAACAGCGCAAAGCUCAAUGCUGGAUUGUACCCAAACGCUGAACUCGACAGAGAAAUCAGUUUUAGAAUGCAGCACCGAAACCGAAAAUUCAAUAAACGCUUCAGCCAUUAAUUCACAAACGAAUUCAAUGGAAUCGAGCGGUUUAGAAUAUUCCAAUGCAUUAAAUAUAAUGGAUAAGAGUGGAAUUACCAACAAUAGCAUAGUAAAUCACCCAGAAAACGAUACAGGCUUGGGUGAAAGCAUAAACAAACAAAACGAAACAAAUGACUGCAGUAAUACAAAAAAUAAGGAAGAUGAUUUAUUAGCUGAAAGUACUGAUGUAGUUGAUAAUUUAUCAGCAACAAUUAAUGAAAUAGAGUGUGAACAAAAUGAAACGGGAAUUGAGUUGACGGCUGAAAAGAAAACUGAAAAUGAUAAAAACGAAGUCAACCUUGAUAAAAUUCGUGUUUACCUACCACAUCUAGACGACGAGGGCGUAUAUUUCUCGGAUUUGGAUGAUCAGGAACACCGAAUGCUCUCCCCAAGAGUGAUUACAACCGAUGUUUUUCCUUCCAUACCAGGAAAGGAAAAUAUAACCAUUGUUGUCGAUGACGAUAUCAGAACGCUUUUAAAUAUUGAAGAUGAUGAACCACCCCCUACAUAUACGAUCCCUGUGCAAAUACGGCCUUCUACUCCCCCUUUAGAGUUGAAUAUUUUCAAAUUUCACAAAAAAAUACUUAAACGACGCUUACUCUUUAAGCUUGGUCCCGAUAUACUCCUUAAAUCGAGUUCAACGAAACGAUAUCAAUGUGGAGAUGCGAGUGAUCAACGCCAAUAUAGGCCAAUGAAAUUAUUCAAUGAUGCAACCCACGAGUUAUGUGCUACCGAAACAGAUUACAAUGUUCUUAGCGAUUGUGAAGAUGGAGAAGAGUUCCUGGGGUUUACAGAAGAAGAGCAAGCCAAUAAAAUCCUACAUCGUUUGAGCAGGGAUUCGGGCGUUGACGCAGAUGUGGCGCUAGCUCCCAACGUAUGCAAUCUGGAUGUGAUAAGCGAGGAUUUAAAUGAAGCAACGCAGUUGCAGAAACCAAUAGCUACUAAUGAGGAAAUCGUGGAUUUUAAUAAGGCAACGCAGUUGCAGGAACCUAUAGCUAGAAAUGAAGAAAUCGUGGAUUUUAAUGAAGCAACACAGUUGCAGGAACCAAUAGCUACAAAUGAGGAAAUCGUGGAAGGUGUUGACAAAGGCGAAAACGAUUUGCCACCAAAAAAUACUGAGGCUUUGCUGCAUUCGAAAGAGAAUGAUUGUACAAUUGAAGAUGCUACAAUUGAAGAUUCUGCAUUGGAAGAAUCUACAUACCCGAGUGAAGUGCCCAACGACGUUGACACUGAAAUUAAUAAUACAAUUAUGGACCCAACAUUAUUUAUUGAAAAUGAACUGCGAAACUCAGGUAGCGAGCAGGACGUUCAGAACUGUAAAACAAAGAUUCAAAAAUGGCAUGAGUAUUUGCAACCAAUCUUAGCAAAAGCACGGGAUCGUCAUCAUUUCGACGUCUUUCAAUUGGGUACGGAAAUUAUGAACGAGCUGCAAAAGCCAAUUAUUUCAAGAAGCCAUAUAUCAGCUUCAUCUAUCACCUUCCAAGACGUAAUGAUCAAUAAGGACGACAGUUAUGUGUCACGUUACUUUUUAUCGACUUUACUACUGGCGAAUCAAAAUAACCUUAAAAUUGAUGUUAGCGGUAAAUGCACUGAAGAGCCGUCCAGUUGGAGCGACAUAAACUUGGAAUUGUUAGACACAAAACGGCAUACUGUAGCUAUAGAAGACAAUAUCGGCAUGGUGCAACCGAAAUUGAUAAGCAAAAGUAGCACCACAAAGCAGAAUUUGAAUAAAUUAUCUGCCACACCUGAGUUGAGGUGUAAUUCGAGGCUUAAUAUUAGCGAUGAAGUGGUUCAUGUAAAUUUAAAUGUUUUGCGCCCGUUAAAACAAAUUGAGAAACUGCCAAGUACAAAUGACGACUAUGAUUCGGGUAUUUUCUCAAAUGAAGAGUGCUCGUCAUGACAACAGACUGGCACAGCUUCUCCGUUA
Molecule: messenger RNA, 3486 nt
Organism: Anastrepha ludens (Mexican fruit fly)
Lineage: Eukaryota; Metazoa; Arthropoda; Insecta; Diptera; Tephritidae
Gene: Cap-H2
Exons: 9
Coding region: 220-3459 (1079 amino acids)
Biological process (GO): meiotic chromosome condensation; mitotic sister chromatid separation
Cellular component (GO): condensin complex; nucleus
Molecular function (GO): chromatin binding
Source: RefSeq, a predicted model, not a curated record